Tigriopus californicus is the source of this 2032-nucleotide messenger RNA. RefSeq names its product neither inactivation nor afterpotential protein G-like. Gene Ontology annotation, molecular function: oxidoreductase activity, acting on CH-OH group of donors; flavin adenine dinucleotide binding. Lineage: Eukaryota; Metazoa; Arthropoda; Copepoda; Harpacticoida; Harpacticidae. The coding region runs from base 341 to 1972 and encodes 543 amino acids. The record is from RefSeq and is a predicted model, not a curated record. The transcript is spliced from 10 exons.
GGCGUCAACCAACAAGAGGUUCUACGGCGCAUCUUGAGUUGUCAGUAUAGUAUAACAUUGGUACGAACAGUACAUACAUACAGUGAGCGACCUUCUUUCCGCCGUCCUCGUCUUGGCGUGGCUAUUUGGAUCUAGGUCUUCACACACACGAACUUGUGUGUACAGAGAUGGAACAGUGUCCAAAUGGCAGCAGAGAGAGCACUAGAAACGACCAAAGACCAUCCUCCGAUAAAGUGAUUUAUAGCAACAGAUCUUAUCAACUUGCGAGGGGAGACAGUUGCAGAAUAGAAGGCCUCUAGGUUGGAGAAACACGUUUCAUCAACAUUACGAAGCGAUCGCCAUGUGGAAGCGCAUAUUUGGAACAUCUUUGUUGAUUGCCUCGAUUGCCAUCUAUUUUGAUUACACCAAGCCUGUGUACCGUUCGGUAAAGAAGAGACCUGAUAAGCAUUAUGAUUACAUCAUUGUGGGAGGUGGAACGGGUGGGAGCGUUUUAGCUUCCGAAUUGAGCUCUAAUCCCGCUAUCAAAGUUCUGCUUAUUGAGGCAGGUGGUCAUGAAUCGUGGAUCUCUAGGGUGCCUCUUUUGGCUCCAAUGCAGAUGAUUCUAGAUUCCACGUGGAACUAUCAAACUGUGCCACAAUCGCACUCACACGUGGGAUUUCAUGAUCAGGUUAGGAAUACGAAAAUUUCCACGGUCCCUCGUGGCAAGUUCGUGGGAGGUACAGGAAACAUGAACUUUUAUAUUCACAAUGUGUCGUCAAUAGAAGUUCAUCCCAAACUGGUCUCUGCCCUCGAGACCUCUCGUCAAAGCCCACUUUUGACGUCGUUCAUAGCGAGUAACGACUCAAGGGGAAUCUUUUCAACCAUGUCCAAUCUUCAAAAGAAUGGCCAACGUUUGAGCAUGGCGGAUAUUUUUCUCAAGCCAGCCAUGAAUCGUGACAAUCUUCACGUCAUGUUGUACUCGGAGGUUCUGAAGCUCUAUUUCAAAGACAACCGAGUUGAGAUUGUCGAAUUUCGUAGGAAAACGAACCACUUCAAUGUAACUACGUUGGAUGGAACUCAAGUUGUUCUUUGCGGAGGAAGCAUCAACACUCCUUUGUUGUUGCUGAAUUCCGGGAUCGGGCCGAAAUCGGUCCUUCGAGCUCAAAAGGUUUCGAUAGUGAAAGAUCUGCCUGUGGGUCAAGGGCUAAGUGAUCAUGUGUCCAUGCCGUUAUAUUUUCACGUCAACCAAUCUAAAUGGCAAGACUCAGUGAACUUAGCCAAGUUGCUCAACCCCAAGCAUAUGUGGGAAUACUGGACUCAAGGCACAGGUUUAUGGUCAUCCACCCACAUUCUGGGCCAAGCUUUGUUCCCUUCGGACGGAACGAUGAUUUUACUCUACGCAAUGGGAGCUCCCAAUAUUGACGCGUUUACGUAUGUGUCCAAUAUGAAAAGGGACACAUUUAAUGUACUUUUUCCGGAACAUACUGACCCUUUCAAAGAGGGCUUCAUCAUGUUGGCCAUCUGUUUGAAAGUGAAGGCUGUUGGUUCCAUAAAGCUUGGUCCGAGGUCUGUUACAGGAGGAUUUGAACCCUUGAUUGAUCCCAAUUUUCUAAGCCAACCAGCAGAUUUGGAUUGCCUCCAAAAAGCUGUGCGUUCCGGGGUAAAAAUUGGAAAUUCGAUGAGUCAAGUGGAGGCGAGAUAUCAUCUCCCUAAAUUCCCCGAAUGUGAUCAGUUUCAAGCCGAUAUUGGAAACGAUGAUUAUGUCAAAUGCAUGAUUCGGGUGGCUUCCAUGACAAUGUAUCAUCCCAUUGGAACAAUGGCUCACGAGGAUGUACUCAACGAGAAUUUAAGUGUCAAAGGACUCGAGAAUUUAUUCGUGGUCGAUGGGAGCGCCAUUGGUUCUUUGCCGAGCCGAUUUCCAAACGAGGCCAUUAUUCAUUUGGCUUUAAAAUUUGCCGAGCAACGCAAAGAAGAAAAAGGGUUCACACAAUGAAAUCGGUCAUUUAUUCCUUAUUGUCGUUUGGUCCGAAUUUUGAAUCUAAAUUUUCAACCU